AUGUCAAUUCUACUAGAUGUUGAUCAACAUAUGCAACCGCCUGCUCCUCCUUCCCGUCCACCAUUGAUCCCUUCUCAGUCCUCCAGGUCUAGGAAAAAGUUCUCUGCAGAAGAACAUCUUAGGCGUCAAUGGUACUUGUCACCUGAAGGAUCAUUUGACCUCAGGUGCUCUAAGAAGAAUUUUGAAGUGGAUAUGCGCCAAAAGUUGUUGAAAGUUAGCCAAAAGUCUGAUGGUACAUGUAGUGUGGAUGCAACCAACUUCAACCAAGAAGUGUCAAGGAAAGAGUUAGCGAACAUGGUCAUUAUGCAUGAGUAUCCUUUGGCUAUAGUGGAUCAUGUAGACUUUAGGAGAUUUGUCAGUAGCCUAAAUCCAAGCUUCAAAAUCAUAUCACGACCAACUUUAAGAGUUGAUAUAAUGAAGAUGUUCACAUGUGAGAAAGCGGGGUUGAAAAAGGUGCUUGAAAAUAGUGAGUCCCAAAUUGCGAUCACAACUGAUAUUGGACUGCUUCAAAUAAGAAGAAAGGUUACAUGGCUAUAA
Molecule: messenger RNA, 537 nt
Organism: Beta vulgaris subsp. vulgaris (sugar beet)
Lineage: Eukaryota; Viridiplantae; Streptophyta; Magnoliopsida; Caryophyllales; Amaranthaceae
Product: zinc finger BED domain-containing protein RICESLEEPER 4-like
Exons: 2
Coding region: 1-537 (178 amino acids)
Source: RefSeq, a predicted model, not a curated record